Molecule: messenger RNA, 1018 nt
Organism: Eublepharis macularius
Lineage: Eukaryota; Metazoa; Chordata; Lepidosauria; Squamata; Eublepharidae
Gene: BLOC1S2
Product: biogenesis of lysosomal organelles complex 1 subunit 2
Exons: 5
Coding region: 72-512 (146 amino acids)
Biological process (GO): endosomal transport; lysosome localization
Cellular component (GO): BORC complex; gamma-tubulin complex; BLOC-1 complex
Molecular function (GO): gamma-tubulin binding
Source: RefSeq, a predicted model, not a curated record
CGCAUGCGUAACGGACGUGUGGCGGGGCACCCGGAAGUCACCUCGUUCUCGGGCGGUGGGGGCUGGUCGUCAUGGCGACGGCGGCUGCUGCGGCGCCCCCUGAGGAGGCCCCCGAGGCCCGGCCGCCAGUUGCCAAGCAGGAUCCUGCUAUCGAAACAGCAGAAGAAGCCACCGAACCAGCCGAAGCAGAUAUCAAUGAACUUUGUAAGGGCAUGUUCAACAAAAUGGCCAUUUACCUCACAGGUGAACUGACAGCCACUAGCGAAGACUACAGACUCCUGGAAAACAUGAACAAGCUAACGAGUCUGAAAUACCUGGAAAUGAAAGAUAUUGCUAUAAAUAUCAGCAGAAACUUGAAGGACUUGAAUCAAAAAUAUGCCGGACUUCAGCCGUACCUGGAUCAAAUCAACUUGAUUGAAGAGCAAGUAGCAGCUUUGGAACAGGCAGCCUACAAGCUGGAUGCGUAUUCAAAGAAGCUUGAAGCAAAGUACAAAAAACUGGAGAAACGGUGAGAGAAGCCCUUUCUGUGACGGGCCCUUUUUUCCUUCAGGAAUUCUUGACUGACUUCCGAGCAGCCAGAAAACAUAUCACUGACUUUGCAGAAAGUGUACUAUGGAAAAUACUCUUGACCAGAAUUGUGACGAAAGUCUUAGAGCAGGGACGGCUGCUCUUUGCAUAGGCUGAAACGUCUUCCUCUCCUUGGAGACACUGGGCCCUUUUACUACUUCCCCUGCGUGUUUGAGCAAGAGCUGAUCCAGUGCCACUGUUCACAGCAACUGCUUCAGCCCGUCUGCCCCAGUCACUCACUUUUUUCUGCAGCUCUAACAGUUCCUGCAACUGCUUGUCUGUGCCACAACGUGGCCCUUUCUGUGGCUUAUAAAGCCCUCGGUUUGUGAGUAUGGAAACUUCCGUUGCACAGUGAAGCGCAGUCUAGCAGUAACAGAUAACCUUGCAGUAAAACAUUGCCCGUACUGUGCUUUUUGGUUUUUUUGCAUAAUAAAGAACACUUGGAAAUGAA